AGCUGGCACGCAUCAAUUUUUUUCUGGUUAUUGUUCAUCACCUCGCCAAAAUUAUGUAGAAAUAGCUUCGGGUUGAAAUUGUACAGGGAAUAAGGAUUGCAACUGUGUCUGAGCUCAAACAAUGAUGUAUGACUGGUGCACGGACUACAGCUGCCACCUGUAGUGACCAGGGCAGCGACCAGGGCGGCCACCCUGAUCUUUCUUGUCGUGUUGCAGCUACUAGGUGGCCUCAGUCAGGUGCUAGAAGCCCGCACCACCAGCCUCUGCUUGUCGGGGCUUUUGGUAGCGGACGACGUAAAAAUCUCUAAGAGGAGCAGCUGCUGCAGCCGGGACGACCGCGCAUGAUCAACACAACAUUGACCACCCGGAGCUCGACUUUCUUGCACUAGACUACUUGUUUCUGCACGAAUUUUUUGAAACGCCGCCGCAAGAAUAGUCCUUGCGGUCUGAUGCAGCUGCAGGUCCUGAACGCGACGACCAUACUAACGCUUAGCUCCGCACGACAGUGGUGUAAUAUCGACGACAGCACCUUGAAGACUUCUUCUAGCGACUUCAAUUGCAGCACCUGCCCUUCAGCUCCUGCUCUAUUGCAGUUACCUCCGUGAACGCUGAAUCUGAGCAAGACGAUAGCAAAUUGGAAACACAAGUCAGCCUCUCAGCAAACAAUCGUAGGAAAGCGAAAGGCGGAAUGGGGUGGAUGAAAGAUACCUUCUGAAUCCAAAUUCAACAAAAAAAAGCCACUCAAACCACAUCGCCCCCGAGUGCGAUAUUUGCAUCCCUUUCCGGAAAGAGUAGUUGAGUUGUGUACAACGACAACGGCUCACAUCAACUGGUCUUCUGGUAGCGCAACAUCGCAGCUCCGCCGAUCCCCACGAGUAGAACGGUUUUUUUUGAAGACGGAAUUACAGUUAUCUAGCAGCACGUCGACGAGGAUAGAAUUUAGAGCACCCGCAGUGCAGCUGCAAGAGGAGCCCGUUCUCCUCACAUUCGCGAGCAGUUGUCGCUGAUUUUGUUGCUCUCCUCGCCGGAACAUCGAGACCACUAGAGCAUCAACCUGUACUAGCUGCGAAGACCACCACCAUGGCCGCCGCCGCCCCUCCCGCCGACGUACCGCCCGCGCCAGGUGGAGCAGCAGGCGGUCCUGUCGGAGGUGGACUCGCAGACCAAGUGGAGCUGGCUCCAAUAGCAGGAGCAGCAGCCCCCGCGGCAGCCCCUCCGGGAGCGGGAGGUGCAAACAACAACAAUAACAAUAACAACGCGAGAAAUAACAAUGCGAGAAAUAACAUGAACCGAAAUGCGAACCAGCACUCAACGGCGCAGAUGUUCGGAGAUUUUCCGCAUGAGUCUGCGAUUGUGAUGCGACGGGGCAUCGAAAUCGGGGUGGUGUGCUCCUACAUCCUAGUAGCGCAUUGCAUCUUAUCCGGGGGAGAAAAAGGGUGGUUGAGAGGAGAUGACCUGACUCUUGAGCGCUUGUCACGACUUCUUGUCCGAUACAAAAGAUGAUACUUCUGUAGUUCUACUUGUGCUAGCGCAUCACAGAUAAUAAAUUGGUGGUUCCUCUUUGCAAAAAAGACGGUGCUCAAGCGCAACACAGGACGGGCACAUCGUCUUCGGCUUUAUAUUUGGAAAGACGAGCAGCGUUCUGAAAAAGGACGACUUUGUCUUUGUCAUGCGAACAGUGGAGAACCCUACGCAGUUUAGAAGCGGACGAACUCUUACAGAGGAUCGUAACAAGCAAUGAGAAUCAUAUCAUUCUGAGAUCCAACUCUUUUUUCUGCUUGAUAAAUGCUGAUAACGGUAGAGCACUGGGACAGCGAAAUCGAGGUGGACACGCUGCUGCGGGGGUUCGCGGUACAAAGAAGUGCUAAAAAAUUGUUCAUUUUCAUAUGUACUACUUGCGAUAAUUGCAUCAGAAUCUCCUUUGGUACAUUCAACCGAGAAAGAUGACCACACAAGCACAGCAUCACGAUGACCACAUAGACAUAAUUCCACGGCGCAAGAAUUGAAAAGCAAAACAAAACAAGCUAAAGAUUCGUUUACAUUGAGCAAAAUGAAAAUUGAAAACACCACCACAGAUUCUCCGAAUCAUCUGUGCCAUGCCCCGGCCCUACUACUGGUUCCACACCCGCGCGGAAUUCAUAGAAGCACGGUACCAGCCGACGCCGCAGUUGGUCACGCGAAGGCUGCUCUACAUCUACAAUAAGCAAUCCAAAGUGGAGCGGAUUAUCCUAUGCAAAUACGUCCCCACCCCAUAGUCAAGAUCGGGAUUUGGCUACACAAAGCCGGCAUCUCUUGGCUGUCGCGCAUGACAAGUUUGGGCUCGCAGUGUCAUCGCGUUUAGCUAUUGUAGCUGCAUCACAAAUCGAUCCCCUUAUGCUGAUCAUAGCAUGACAGACUGCCAGACAGCAUUACAGAAUGCUUCUCAUGGGCCUCUGCAUGACAAACGUGCGAGGCUUGCAGGUUUGCAUGACAGCUAUGGGGUGGGGAGGUUUUUCCGCAGGAUACGCAUCUUUUUCGCCUUCUACUACGCCUGGCUGCUGGGUUAUGGAAGCGUCAGGACCGAAAUCGUCAAAGUUGAAAUAAUCUGUAAUGCAGAAAAGCGAUACAAGCUGAGGCCCAGUUUGCAAGUGGCGCAUGACAAAUUUUGGGAGCAUGGAAAUCCAAUUUGUCAUGCUGUUUGACCAGAGAAGACUCCUUUUGUCAUGCUGGUAUUUUAGCAGCUCUAUCUUCUUAAACCCCAAACAGGCUUAUAAUCGGCCUCACUUGCCUGCUCUGCAAGACAGGCCCUUUGCGUCUCGCAUUUUAUGCAUCACAAACUAUUUCAACUUUGACGAUUUCAAUUCUGACACUCUCAUAUGGGUAUAGCGAUGGUGACCCUCCUGAUGCCCACGUUGCCCGCCAUGGGGUAUUCGGCGGCACUGUGGCGCCACUGCGUGCUAAACGUCAUCUCGCUGAUCGUGCACCGAUUGCUCUGCGUCUCGCUCUUUUACUACUUGAUGCACUGCGAUCUGAUGCGGGGCAUACCGAAAGACGUCGUCAACAAGUAUUUUUUUAUGAUAAUGAUUUGGGUUUGGGAUUUAUGCAUGACAGAAGCCCGUGCCCGCUCUGAUGCGAAAAACUGCAUGCGAAAUUCAUCAUCACAUUAGGUACACCACCCGGUUCCUGUGGGAGACGCAAAUGCGGUUCACGGACCAGUUCAUGAGAUGGAGCGCAAAAGCAGUCGCUGCAGCUAGCGCGUCUUCAGACGAUAGUGGAACUACCAAGGCAGAGGAAAACAAGCAGGACGACGACGAGGCGGACUGCGCAAUAUGUUACGGGCCAUAUUCGAAAGGAGAAAAUAUACGCAGACUAAAAUGCGGUAUAGUUGGUUGCUUUUUUAUCAUGCUUAUCUACAAGAAAGAGAAGAAGAUCGGGAUGCUAAGUUUUUUUUUCUGCACAACAGAAGAUUUUUGUCUCGGCAACGUGUCUGGGGAGUUGUUCUGGAGCACGACAAGAAAAUCAUGCAGUCGGAUGUUAUUGAACGACACGACCAUCUCUUAGUUAAAUUAGAACAUCAAAAUCUGUCAGGUCACACGUUCCACGUCGCGUGUGUAGACCAGUGGCUCUUGGGGCACCAAAAUAAGUGCCCUCUCUGCGGGUUUGUCGUAGGGCCGCAUUUUAACCCAGACGACGACGCCAACGACGACGGCGGGGGAGUGCUGGAUGGCGGUGGAGGAUAGGCGGACCACCUCCUGCUGCUGCAGUCCUGCUCUCCACCUGUCUUGACUCACUACUUGUACGUACCCGAAAACGAAAUAUAAUCUUCUCGUCGCUUUGUCGGGCUUACGUUGCCGUAGACACGACCAGCUUCUGGCUCUGCUGUUGUAGUCUGUUGUAGUUUUCCGCCCAAUGGAACAUCUAGAGAAUAUGGCUCCAUAAAUUCUGAGUUGCGCUACUACUCAAAAAUACCGUAAAAAUCGCCCCUGCUCCUACUGUUUUCUUGCUAGUACUGCGAGUCCAUCCCCCCUCAACAUCCCCACGACCUCCCAAGCGACCCAUUAUUUAUCUUCAAGGUAACCUGCUCGGCGAAUUGCUUGCUUCUCGAAGAAGAACUUCUAUCAACGUUGCUUGUCGUCGCCCGUUUUAUCAGAGUUUCCAAAGGGUGCAAAUAAAUGCAGAUCUUUAGCAGCCGACGGCACUAGAAGUUACUACGUGACCACGAGGAGUUUUUUCUAGGGAAGAAAGUAAUUAGCUACAGUCGGCUAUUUUUUCAAAAUUCAAGGAAGUUGUUUUGAUCAUCUAGUGAAACGCAGGAGCAAAAGAAUUUUCCAACUCUCUGACUUACCAUUUUCACAACGACAACUCGUUUCCCUCCCCGCCUACCCCCCGUAAAUUAGAAUUACGCGACUUCAAGGAGCUACGCAUCGCACAACGAUGGAGCAGCUGCCCUGCCCCUGUCAAGUGAAGAUGACGAUGAGCUAGUAGUGCAGAAGUAGAAGUAGCUGUAUAUCACUUGCAGCUACGCAGGUGUAUUUGAUUGCAAACCCAAAGAGCAACGAAGUUGAACAGGGAAACAAGCCCAGCUGUGCAGGAGCUGCUGCUUUCAAAAUCCCAAAAAUGAUCACGGGAUCUGCUUCUGCACCUCGCAUUAACGGCAAUGCUGGAACGAGCUACACCCUAGAACGAAGACAGGAAGCGCAAGCAGUUGGAGUUAUGAGAGUUGUUGCGUGCGCCGCCGCCGCGACGAAAAGAACUCGUACCAGGAUAGUGCAACAAGCGACAAUCAUCUAGAUUGCUGCAUUUGAUGAUGAUAAGCAUCGAAAGUAAGCAAAAAUACAACGAAAGAAAUAACAGCUACCAGGCAAU
This is a messenger RNA of Amoebophrya sp. A120, 4845 nucleotides long. The record is from the annotation of a GenBank genome assembly. Lineage: Eukaryota; Dinophyceae; Syndiniales; Amoebophryaceae.